Molecule: messenger RNA, 638 nt
Organism: Drosophila hydei
Lineage: Eukaryota; Metazoa; Arthropoda; Insecta; Diptera; Drosophilidae
Exons: 4
Coding region: 20-607 (195 amino acids)
Source: RefSeq, a predicted model, not a curated record
GCUGUGAAACGUAUUCGAAAUGUUUUCUGUGUGGUGGCAACUGUUCAAUGUUGCGCUCUGGUUGCAAGUGGUGCGAAUGAUGCCACAGCUGGACGAGUUUUGUGAACACCAUUCAGCUAAUACAAUGCACGACUUUUGCUGCGAUCUGCAUGACGAAUCGCCGCAGUUCAGCGACUGUCAAUCCGAUUGGCAUAACAAAAUCGACUACACCAACGAUGAGGAUGAACUGCUCUAUAUGUUUUGCACUGCCGAAUGCACAUACAACAGCACAGACUUUCUAGCAGGCAAUCGUCAGUCUCUGAACUUGCAUCACGUGCGCGAGCACCUGGAGAACGAUUUGGCCAAUGCAAAGGAUGAGGCGUUGCUCUACGAGGUAUACGUUAAGUGCGACAAACAUGCUCUAGGACAGCUCGAGCACAAGGACGUGAAAGCUUUGGCUAAGCGCCUGAUUCCACAUGGCUGUCAUCCGUUUCCGGGUCUGGUGAUGGAGUGCAUGGUUAGGGAGAUGAUAUUAAGGUGUCCAGCGGAGCGCUUUCACAAGACAGCGCAAUGCCACGUCGUACGCCAAUAUUUGCAAAAGUGCUUGCAGCAAACGAAGUCUACAUAGAUUUAAAUAGAGCUUCAGACGGAGCAGCAAU